Messenger RNA from Cylicocyclus nassatus, 1992 nucleotides. The record is from the annotation of a GenBank genome assembly. NCBI's taxonomy places the organism in Eukaryota, Metazoa, Nematoda, Chromadorea, Rhabditida, Strongylidae.
AUGUUUGAAGAAACGAGAUACGAAAACGCGAAACAAAAAACGGUAGCGACGUCGCGAGACGAGUUCGCGCCGCUCCGCUUUGCGUGCCCGAUCGAUAUCGUGAAAUUGCUAACACUAGUGUGGUUAUUGUUCUUCCAGCCGUUUCUUGUUUACAGCGUUCGUUGCGGAGCUGAGGCUCCCAUUCUGGGAAUGCUCGAGAUAGAAGGCUUCGGAAGCGAAGUGGUGACUGCGUUCUUUGUGGUUGCUGCGUCGCUGACCGUACUAUUAAUAUUGGUUAGUGCAUGGAGGUUAACCGGUCGAAGACCUCUUUUUUAUGAUCUAUUCCUAGUUGAAAUACAUUCGUGGGACGCUAGGAGAUUUGUUCAGGUCUUACAACUUGGCCAAGAAUUUCGUCCACGAGGUUCCUGGGGAGAUGUGAUGACACGAAUGCGUACACGAGCACGUGUGCAUUCUCAAAGCGACAGCGCUGAGGGCAGUGGCAGUAGUCAUCGAAUAAGUGACACAAAUGUAGUCAUACAAUCCCCCGCUACUGUUAUGGAUGAUACAACCACUAGUGUACCAUCUCCAUCGGCAUCUACAUUGUGGGAGAUUGAGAUGCCUCCUUCUGGAUCCAGUGGAGGAGACGUUUCACACGAAAGCCAUUUCGCCGCUGCUGCUGCCAUCGCUGUUCUUGGUCGAGGAGGUCUUCAAGUUGGAAACACUUCGUCAGGAACCAUGGAUGUGGUGCCAGGUGCCACCAGCGGUGCUUCGCUAGGAGUUUCUGCCGUUGGGGUGUCAUCGGUCGGAGGAGAACUGAACAGCAAUAGUUUCACAGUAGAAGGACAGCGGCCGCAUGGUGUUACGAAUAUAGUGAUGCCGAUGAACAUCAGCGUCGUGAAUGAUGAGCUAGAAUCUAAUGAGGUCGAAGUGCAGGUGCCAGCGGUAGACCGUCAGCCAGUCUCAGAUACGGUAGCGGAGGACACAACGACGAACUCGAAUCCGCCCGAUGUAGUAGAAGAGCCACGUGAAGAGGUGUCGCUACAAACAGAAAAUCCUGAAGCAGAGGGAGACUCGGUGAUUCGUCUCAAAUUUCUCGAUGACACCCAAAGGGACGCUCGUACAACCAUGACGGAUACCAUAGGCAAAUUUAAAAGCGUGCACUUCGGUGAUGCAGUUGCUGCCGGACGUAUCGUCCGUUUGAUUUACCAAGGUCAGCUGCUCCGUGAGGAUUCGAGAACUUUGGCGUCAUAUGGACUUCGUGAUGGAUGCGUAGUUCAUUGCCAUAUUAGCAAUACACCAUAUGCUACACAGGGGCCAUCAACUUCGCAAUCAAACACCGCUGCUACUCAACUCAGACAUCGAGAUAACGUACGUCCUACUCAGACAACAGCUGCGGAACCGACGCGUGUGGAGGCUGAUGAGUUUCGAUACCCUCGCUGGGCUGUUGCAUUGCUUUUGAACACGUACCGCUUCCCACUGAUUGGUUUGCCUUUGGACGCAAUCGUUCGUUUCCUCUUCGACCGACAGUCCGAGACUGCUGCACAGCCUGGACUUGUUCGUAGAACUUAUCGUAGACUGCUGGCUAUGGUGUACAGAGAAGAGAACGACGAUGUAUCUCCAUUGGAUCGUGCAGCUGAUGCAGCUGCCAGAGUGCCACCUCCACGACUUUGUCUUGGGGAUUAUCUCCUUUGGAUCUUUGCGGGUCAAUUUGUCGCUGUAUGGGGUUUUGUAUACGCGUUUCCGCAACUCUGCGACCACACGGCUCUUGGUCUUCUCGUGUUGUUGACGCUUUACUUUUUGUUCGUAGUAUGCCGAAGUAGAGAACAACACUUGGCUGAAAUUCGUCCGGUGGAUAGACCCAAUGGUGUGUCUACUAAUUCGGAUCGGUGAAGGUUAUAAUAUCUGUCAUACUCGAAUUUUGUAUCUACUGUAAGAACUCGUCCGUGAUGUUGUGAUUGCGGGUGAUGUUAUCCGGUCAGCAGUUUUUCUUGCUCGGAUUACCAACGACUGUCU